AUGGCUUCACUCAAAAUUAUUUUUUUAUUUUCGACCGUCGUGUUUUUGUUGUGUGUUCGUUCUGAAGCAAGAGAGUUUGUAAUAGACGGUGAAAAUAAUUUAUGGGCUGUUCCAUUUUCUGUUGACGAGUUCAACAAAUGGGCUGAGAAAACUCAUUUUCAGUUUGGGGAUUCUUUAGUUCUAAAGUAUGAUUCCAAGACUGAGUCGGUGCUGGAAGUGACCGAGGAAGACUACAAAAUCUGUAACAACGCCAAUCCAAUAAAAUCACACCAUGAUGGAGAAACUACAAAUUCACUAGAAAAAUCAGGUCUAUUUUUCUUCAUCAGUGGAGUUGAAGAACAUUGCUAUAAUGAUCAAAAGCUUGAGGUUAUGGUUCUGUCCGAUAAACAUGGCUCCAGCCACCAAUCUACAAUGCAGGCACCUUCUCCUCAUCAUCACCGUCACCACUACCAUGCAGCGGUGCCAGCCCCGACUAAUGGUGGUACUGGUCUAAAGGCGACGGUGGGAUUUAUUUGUGUCACUGCGGCGGUGGGAAGUUUUGUUUCGUUGUGUAGACUAAUUUUAUUAUUCAUGGGUUGUAACAUUGAGCUAUAUUUUAUUUUUAUUAUUCUUUUUCACGUCUAUAUUUCCUGCUUUUAA
Messenger RNA from Olea europaea var. sylvestris, 639 nucleotides. RefSeq names its product early nodulin-like protein 3. The transcript has a single exon. The coding region runs from base 1 to 639 and encodes 212 amino acids. Lineage: Eukaryota; Viridiplantae; Streptophyta; Magnoliopsida; Lamiales; Oleaceae. Gene Ontology annotation, cellular component: plasma membrane. Gene Ontology annotation, molecular function: electron transfer activity. The record is from RefSeq and is a predicted model, not a curated record.